CAGCAGGACAAUACCAGCCAGACCUUAUCAUAACAAGCGAGAUGGACCAGCACGGCGAGACAGCUUCCUGGGUAUUGAUGACAGUAGAGAAUGCAUGAUUUGCAGUGGAUAUACCAUCAUUUGCUCUACAUCCUUCCAUGUCUCUCGUCCAGACUACAUCAGGCCCCCAGCUUCUUCUACAUGUGCAGUGAGGCACCAUAGAGGAGUUGACCGCUUGACUAUUUUGGAGCCAAGCUCAAGCUUUCUAGGAUAUAUUGGGUUGCCCAAUGCAUGCACAGCAGUUGGUGUGACUAUUCUUUAUCUGCUGUGCCCAAGACCCUGGACGGUGGCGUCCAUAGCUCCCUGCAACAGUGGACGCCCCUUGUUUGUGGGACACGUCCAGAGUAACGCUGCCGUCCUCACGGGGCGCCGAGUGCAGAGGGAUCCACGCCACUUGGCUUCUCCCACUGCACCUGGACAUGGACUCAGUUUUUGGUGAUGACAUCAGCAUCAUUGCCCAGGAGACAUUGGUGCAAGAGGACGAGGAGGAGGAAGACGACUGGGUGGACAGUCCCAACACUGACCAGUCAGGGGACAUGUGCUCUGCUUCACAUUUUGCUUUAAUAACUGCAUAUGGUGACAUCAAGGAGCGUCUCAGUGCCCUGGAGAGAGAUAAUGCAAUGCUGCGCAGGAAACUCAAAGUCUAUGAAAUCAAGUAUCCUAUUAUCACAGAAUUUGGGGACGAGCAGAACUUUUCACCUUAUGAUAUUAAAGAAGGAUCUCUGCUCUGCAAUGAUGUCUCCCAGCAUGAGCUUCAAAAUUGCCAAGAAAAAGAAGAGCAGCUGGGAGAGAUAGUGCGUGCAUGUGAAAAGAUGUGCGCAGAGAGGAGCGAGCUGCAUGAGGAGUUAAGUGAAAUGAAGGGCCUUGUUCUGAGCCACGUAGCCCACAUCCAGUCUCUGGAGCAGCAGCUACAGAUGUGUGCCGAACCGCACCCUUUCCCAGGCUCUGCUCUCUCGGAUCCUGACAUGCAGUAUCUGUCGCUGCACCAUGGACCAGAUAUGCCACAUGUUUUAGAACAUCCAGUGAACUGGCAGGCUCCCCGCAGCUUGGACUUACAGCGUGAUAUGGCAGCACAGAGGAGAGACGCUGAGCUGGAAGAGGCAAAAAGAGAUUUGCAAAAUGCUCAACGCAGGGAGAAGCAACUAAAGGAAGAUGUUCUGCGUCUUGAAGAAGAGCUUAAACGACUGCAGGAGACCAAGGAGCAGGAACUGGCAAAUGGACAGACGCAGCGGGAGAUGGCAUGGCUGAAGGAGGUGGGAGACGACCAGGUGAACUUGGCCUUGGCGUACACUGAACUGACAGAGGAGCUUUACCGUCUACGUGAUCUUACUGCCCUGCAAAGCCGUAUUCUGAGGUCACUGCUAGAGGAACAGACAGGACACUCCCCUCCACAUCGACACUCUCCUCAGUUGCGCCACUCGCCUUCUUCUCUCCGCCACUCUCCUUCCUCUCAACGACGCUCCCCAGCCCCACAGUGUCCAUCUCCUAUUUUGCAGAGAAGAUCUCCUGUCCCACAGUCUCCAGUCCACCGUCGGUCCCCAGUACCACCUUCUUCACCCUCACGUAGAUCUCCUGUACCCUCACCAUGCCCAUCACCUGUGGGCACAGAUAUUUCAUAUCCUAAGCCCUCAGUGCACCAAGCAAAAGCAUCAUUCCAAGCCCGUCGCAGCUAUUCUGAGAUCAGUGAGCCUGCAAUGUAUCCACGAACACCCCGCUCCCUAUGGAUGCCAGGUGGAACUGCAACUCUGCCCAAGCAGUUGUCCUACAAUGAGGGGUAUGCCGGCAGCCCACCUACUGUCCCUUGCUUCCAAGAACCCCCACAGCAGUCCUCCGAUGAGGAUGAGUGGAGUCCCCCAUCCCCACCUAGUCCAGAACCUGGAGCAGUACGUUGUGCUUCCUUUUGUGCUGGAUUCCCCAUUCCUGAUGCAGCAAGUAGAAGAAUGUCAGCAUCAUACUCCAGAGCAGAACAUGCACAGUCCUGGCCAUCCAUCAAUUUACUGAUGGAGACAGUGGAUUCGGAAGUUCGGAGCUGCCCUCUCUGUCAGCUGGCUUUCCCAGUUGGAUACCCCGAUGAUGUUCUAAUAAAGCAUAUUGACUCCCAUCUUGAGAACAGCAAGAUCUAAUAGAUUGCUAAAUUUUGGGCCCUGGGAAUCAGAAAUGGCAAGUUUUGGGAUCCAAAACAAAUUUAAACACAUACUAAUGGCAGAACAGGAUAAUAAACCCAGUCCUUAUUAUACAGUCUUCAAGAACGUAGUAUGUUGUGUAAUGAUACUAAGUAUCUACAGUAUGACUGCAGAAUCCAGUAUAAUGACGGAUCCUGAACACGGCGAGUUGUACAAUGAGAGUCAAUGAUAAUUCGGUAACACAGAUGGGUAUUUAAUGCAAGUCUUUGCACAUUAUUAUAUUGAUGACUAGACAGUCACCUUUAAAGAACACUGUAAAGUGACGGGAAGAAUAUAUGCAGCCAGGAUCACAUUGCACAGGCUCUCUAGCUCUGGUGGAACCAAAGUCCCAGCAAGCUAGCCUCACCUAUGGCUGCACUACUGGACAUUGUGUUCCACAAAAGCUCAUAGUGAACUAAAGAGGGACUUUAGUAAUUUCUUAAAGGGGUUGUUCAGGUUCAGAGCUGAACCCAGACAUAUCCCCUUUUUCACCCAGUCAGCCACUCUGAUAUGAGCUCCAAAUCGCGCAGGGCAAGGGAAUUUUCUUGAGAUCAAGUGACAUACCAGGACCUCCAUUGGUAAGCUAGGCAGAGGCCUCCGCCUAUCAGUGAGCCCGGUGAUGUCACCGACACUAAUGCGCAGGCUUUAGCACUGCCCUAGCCUGCAAAAUAGGCUAGGGCAGCUCUAAAGCCUGCUCAUUAGUGCCGGUGAUGUCAUCGAAAACACUGCUAGGCAGUAGCCUCCACCUAGCAGUGUAAAAAAUAUAAACAAACAGCCCUUGCCCUGAGCGAUCCAGCGCAGGGCAAUGGAGAGCAUCAGAGCAUGAAAUGAUCCUAUGCUUAUGUCAGAAGGGUUGAGUGGGUGAAAAAGGGGAUGUGUCCGGGUUCAGCUCUGAACCCAGACAACCCCUUUAAAGGGAAUCUUAACAAACUCUUGGACUAUUAACUGCACUAAUAAAUGAGUAGUCUGGCAGAUCUUUUCCUACAGCUCCCAUUCUUCUGCUCUCAGGGCUCAAGGCUGCACUAAAAAACAUAGUUAGGACUGCUACGCGCACGUAGUAGUCUUCUCCAUUAUGUUACUGCACUGCACUAGUCUGAAUCAUGUAUUUGAGCACUGGCAGUAAGAAUAUAAAGAAUAAUGAUCUGGAUUCUGGACUCCUCAUCUGCAGUAAUACUCAUGUAGUACUGCAGUCAUAAUCCAAGAUUGUGGUGAUGACGGAUGCCCAUUAAUAUAUAGAUCUGGCAAACUUGACAUUCUCAAUGGCAUACAUUGUAUUAAAUGUCAUCUUACUGCCUGCUGAAUGAUGUAUGUAAAGUGAUAAAUGCCAAGUUAAAGUUUGCUACAUCUGUGUUAGGCCUCAUGCACAUCACGGAUGCGGACCCAUUCACUUGAAUAGGUCUGCAAUCCGGGAGAUGCGGUGCCCAAUGCAUGAGGCCUUAUUCAUAUUGCAAUUAGUUAUAUAAUAGGGUCCAUUGAAAAGGGUCCAGUGCAGUGCCUGUUACCCAUACACACUGAAGGAGGACAUUUUCUGGAAGACAUCUUGUAAUGGUGCUAGUUCACAGACCAGAGACCAACUGAAUGCCGCAGUAAUGCCCUGGCCAGUAAAGGGUUGUUUCCACCAAAUACAUUGAUCACCUAUCUACAGAACAGCUGAUACAUACUGUGUUAGAUCACUUGGGGUCCUGGGACCCCCGCGACCAUUAGAACAGGGAUCUUAAGUUCCUUGCUUCCUCCUCCAUGCGCUGCAGUGAGUGCAGUUGUGGCUGAACAUGUGCAUUGACACAUCAUACAGACUCUGUGACAAAAACCGCGUAUAGGAGUUGAUCAAUGUAAUUGGUGGGAAAACUCCAUUAGGGGUGUUUUUUUACAUAUAGGGAAGAUUUAUCAAAAC
Messenger RNA from Bufo gargarizans (Asiatic toad), 4092 nucleotides. It is a transcript of the gene TBKBP1, whose product is annotated as TBK1 binding protein 1. The transcript is spliced from 9 exons. Bases 459 to 2162 code for a protein of 567 amino acids. Gene Ontology annotation, biological process: canonical NF-kappaB signal transduction. Lineage: Eukaryota; Metazoa; Chordata; Amphibia; Anura; Bufonidae. The record is from RefSeq and is a predicted model, not a curated record. Gene Ontology annotation, cellular component: cytoplasm.